Messenger RNA from Candida albicans SC5314, 2445 nucleotides. RefSeq lists its product as uncharacterized. NCBI's taxonomy places the organism in Eukaryota, Fungi, Ascomycota, Pichiomycetes, Serinales, Debaryomycetaceae. Bases 1 to 2445 code for a protein of 814 amino acids. The record is from RefSeq and is a predicted model, not a curated record. Gene Ontology annotation, molecular function: RNA polymerase II complex binding; mRNA binding. Gene Ontology annotation, biological process: termination of RNA polymerase II transcription. Gene Ontology annotation, cellular component: mRNA cleavage factor complex; cytoplasm. The transcript has a single exon.
AUGAAUAUUGACGAGUUUAAGUCUGGCCUAAAGAAACUAACUGUGAAUAAACGGGUUAUUAUCGAUGAUCUAACUACUUUUGCUGAGAAAUACUCGGCUGAUGCCGCUGAAGAAAUAGCCGCAGCUAUUCACGAACACAUCAGGACGUGCCCUCCACAGCACAAGCUACUUGCAUUCUACCUUUUGGAUAACAUCUCCAAAACCGUUGGUAACCCUUACAACAUUCUUCUAGCUAAUGGGCUAUAUCAACUCUUUAAAGACACGUACGUUAUUGUUGACGAUGGUACACGACAUAGAUUGAUAGAGUUGUUCAGAACAUGGGAACACUACGAAAACACAUCUGUUUUUAAUAUGCAGGUUCUAGAAAAUAUUGAGAAAUUUAUUCAACAAGCACAGAAUCUUCGUUCAGCUUCUCCUGGACUUGAAAGCCUAUCAAAAUCUGAAUUAACACCCAGAAUUCUUAUUCAGAAUGCGAAAGACUUGUUGAAAUUACAUGAUGAGUUGAUUUUGCAAGUUGAAAAUUUUGUCAAGGGAGACUAUCAUAAAUUUUUACUGGACGAUGAUUUUUGUUUCAUCGAGCAAUUUAAACAGAUACAAGUACAAUUGUAUGAGCUGAUCAAUGAGAUACUUAGGCACAUUUAUGAGGACGUGAAUUCAUAUCAUAAUGGUAAAGAAAAGCUUGUCAAUACUCCUCAAUUCAAUAUUAAUGCAGGAAAAUACAAAAUAGACAUUGUCAGAAAUCAAAAAGAAUUGUUUAAACAACAACAGUCAUUAACAGAUUUUCUUGCUACCUGCAAGCCACGAUUGCAUAAGGCUUAUAUGUUGAAAAAAGAGAAACGAGAAAAGAUAAAAUACCUAAAGAAAUACAGAUUUGUUAUAGAGAAGCGUCCCAAUACAAGGUUUUUCUCGCAAGUUUUGAAUGAAUCAGAAGAGUUUAUUGAUUUAAUUGACAAGUUUGGAAAGGUCGCCAAAUUUACACCAGAAGAGUUAUUGUUUGUUAAUGAACCACAGUUGAUUGAACCCCCGCAAAAUGAAGCCCACGAUCAUCAAAUAAAUUCGAAUUUCUUGGGAUUCCCUGUUGAUAUUGAUAGUCUAAAGGAACCAGCAACUACUCAGGAUAAAGCACAAGAGUCUAUAUUGGGACUUUCUAUUAAUUUAGAUAGUCUUUUAGGCUCUGGCAACAACAAAACUAGAAAUUCAAAUGGAUCUACAGACAAAUUACAAGAUUUGGCCCCUGAAACAUUGUCGUUACAAUUAUCUCUGCAUCAACAACAACAAGAGCAACCCAUGGCAGGUUUAUCCAUUCUUUCAUCAUUACCAUUCACCUCCAUUUUAGCACCUACCACUGAUCAACCUCCAUCAAUAGAUCAACCUCAACCUGUAUGGAGUCAGAAUAACACUUUGAACAGUCAAAAUCAUGAAAAUAAAUCACUAACUUCUGACCAGUCCACACAGCAUGAUAAGCAAAUGCAAUUAACCACCCGAGGUCCGUUAGAAGUUACACGAACACGAAAUCCAGAACAGGACCCGGAUCCACAACCGGUGCUUUCAACCGAUCGGCCAAAACCUUUGGAAGAAAAUGAUGGGGUGAUAACAUAUUAUCCAAUUUUUGGAGAUCAACCUAGUUUGGUAAAUAAUGGGUCUUUCAGACAUCCAAGGAAAGUGUUUAGAAGACUGGUCCAAGCUCAAUCCAUUGGAGAUCUCACUUUGAAGUAUAUCCCCGAAUUCUUUAAACAAUAUGAGAUCGAUAUUAAUCUUCCAAAUUUUCCAAUUCCAAGCCGGUUUCCAAAUUCAAAUCAAUUUCCAGUCAUUCCAGAGUUUAGAGUAAAUGAAACAAAUUUAGAUAGUUCGUCAAUCAGCAAUGGCGACCAAGUUCUACAAAUUGAAUAUCACAAGGAUACAACAGAAAAUGGGAAUACAGAACUAGCAAAUAACGGGGAAUCAAUUAAAGAGUCAGAAGUACCGAAAGAGCAACCGGUGAUAUCAACAAACGAGGGUCAACCUACUGUUGAAAAUGACACAUCUGCUGCAAAUGAACAGGAGGUACAUCCUACCACUUCUACAGUCCAAUCUUCAAAUACAUCUACUGCAAAUGAAGAAGUUGAAAGAGCGCCACAAACUGCUCCGGUCUUACCACCAAGAAAACUCAGUUUGAAUGAUUAUAGAAAAAUCAAGAUGAACCAAGCAAAUUUGCCCCAUUCGCCAACAUCACAAUCAUUACCACCUCCACCGCCUCCGCCACCGCCACCGCCACCACCACCACCAGCAUCUUCUCAUAGCUCAUCUAAUAAUAAAUCGUCAGAGAGAUCUCGUUUAACUGAUCGUCAGUCGUAUUCAAGUUUGGCCAUUCCAUCUAAUCGUCCUAAAUCAAAUUUAAAGAGAAAGGGAACAAAUGAUGAGCCAAAUAGACGAGCUAAACAAGUAAAAUUUGCCAAUAAUAUCUGA